Molecule: messenger RNA, 675 nt
Organism: Dendrobium catenatum
Lineage: Eukaryota; Viridiplantae; Streptophyta; Magnoliopsida; Asparagales; Orchidaceae
Exons: 3
Coding region: 125-382 (85 amino acids)
Source: RefSeq, a predicted model, not a curated record
CCAUGCCAUGGAUUGAUUAUCUGAUCCGAAAGAGUCGUCCGUCUCAGAUUCGACUUGUGUUGGACUCACUGUAUAAGGGUUUUAGAGCGGUUUUUUGGGUUCUCGCGGAGCAAGGCGAGUAAAAAUGGCAUCGAUCUACCGCUCUGCUGCUGUGACCACCGCCAGAUCCGUAACCUUCCGAUCCAUGGCGGUGCUCUCCAAGCCCUCGAGUUCGAGAUUGAUCACUCCUGCCUUUUCCAGGCCGCUUUCUUCGGCGAUUGGAUGCCUUGAGUCGCUGAGGCCUCUGCAUACGGCCGUUGCGGCCGCCCGUCUCAUAUCGAACAUAGCGGUCGAUUCUUCCUGCUGGAGCUGGCUCUCUCAAGGACGUGCUUUACCUUUAUGAUCAAGGUCCUUGCUUUAUGUGGAGAAACAUAUUUCUAGAGCUGCCCUAUCAUUUUGAAGAGGACAUUUUCUUAAGCUGAGAGGAACCUUGAAUUCUGUAUCAAGUAAUGCAAGUAUCAUCUUUGUUUUUAUCCGGUUGUGAGAAUUUUAUCUUCUUGUGACAGUAUUUGCUGAAAAAAAGAUGAAAAUCAACUUUCCGAUGCAUAACAUUCUUAAAUUUUGUAUUCUGUCGAAAUAUACAUUUUUAAAGACAUUUUCAUUUAGAAUUAUAAAAUCUAAACUGAAGCAAACAAA